This is a messenger RNA of Phalacrocorax carbo (great cormorant), 1665 nucleotides long. The record is from RefSeq and is a predicted model, not a curated record. NCBI's taxonomy places the organism in Eukaryota, Metazoa, Chordata, Aves, Suliformes, Phalacrocoracidae.
GUGCCCCCCGGCCAUUUGGCCGGCGGCGUGCGGGGGCGGCCGGGUGGGGAGGUGCGCGGCUCGUUGGCUCUCUCCGGGAAGGGGGUGUCGGACCGGCUCACAGCAUGGGUGACCAAGCGCUCAGCUUCCUCAAGGACUUUUUGGCUGGUGGGAUCGCUGCCGCUAUCUCCAAGACGGCUGUUGCCCCCAUCGAGAGAGUGAAGUUGCUGCUGCAGGUCCAGCAUGCCAGCAAACAGAUCACGGCAGAGAAGCAGUACAAGGGCAUCAUCGACUGCAUAGUCCGCAUCCCCAAGGAGCAAGGCAUCAUCUCCUUCUGGAGAGGCAACCUGGCCAACGUCAUCCGGUACUUCCCCACCCAGGCCCUCAAUUUCGCCUUCAAGGACAAGUACAAGCAGAUCUUCCUGGGGGGAGUGGACAGGCGCAAGCAGUUCUGGCGCUACUUCGCAGGGAACCUGGCGUCCGGGGGCGCAGCUGGAGCCACCUCCCUCUGCUUCGUCUACCCGCUGGAUUUCGCCAGGACCCGGCUGGCAGCUGAUGUGGGCAAAGGAGCUGCUGAGAGGGAGUUCACUGGGCUGGGCGACUGCAUCGUCAAGAUCUUCAAGUCUGAUGGUUUGAAGGGCCUGUACCAAGGAUUCAGUGUGUCUGUCCAGGGCAUCAUUAUCUACAGAGCGGCCUAUUUUGGUGUUUACGACACGGCCAAGGGUAUGUUGCCUGAUCCAAAGAAUGUGCAUAUCGUAGUGAGCUGGAUGAUUGCCCAGACUGUCACUGCGGUAGCAGGGCUGGUUUCUUACCCUUUUGAUACUGUGCGACGUAGGAUGAUGAUGCAGUCUGGACGAAAGGGAGCUGAUAUUAUGUACAAGGGCACAAUUGAUUGCUGGAAGAAGAUAGCUAAAGAUGAAGGAUCCAAAGCGUUCUUCAAAGGUGCCUGGUCGAACGUGUUGAGAGGCAUGGGUGGAGCUUUUGUAUUAGUACUUUAUGAUGAAAUCAAGAAAUUUGUCUAAAACUUAACAUCAUAAUGCAGUUCAAUUGUUCUCCAUCAACUUUUUUAAAAUGCUAUUGUGAUGUAAUGGACAACAAAAUAUUUCCUAGGGAAACAGAAUAAAAUUUUUGAGUAACAUGUCUGGUUGAGAUGAGGAUGCAUUAAUUUUAAAAUUGUCCACUACACCACAGAUAUAUUUUGUACAAAAAUUUCUCCAACAUUUGUAUUGGAACCUAUGUAUAUAUUAUACUUCAAAUUUUAAGUAAUACAUUUUGUCUAGAGACAAGACUUAGGUGGUCUGUGCCUAGUUUAAAAUCUAAUAUUGUGAACUCUUAAUAGAAUAUCUCCAGAAAUAACCGCUGAGUGACGUCUCUAGCUACCCAACAGGAUGAUGACAUAACAUGAAUUAAAAAUCAUGUUUUCUUCAAAAGCUGUAUGUUUUUAAUAUGAUACUGAGUGAAAGCGUGUCUGAAAACAUAAACUGUACUAAAACACCAGGCUGAGUUGCUAACUGCAGCCUCGUCACUGACAAAUGGCACCAUCAUAUGGUUGAAACCAUAAUCUGAUUUUUCAUUCUUUGUAGAAUAUGGAAAUGUUUCAAAAAUUCCCUGUACUUUUACAAAGCAAAAAGUUGUCUGCUCUGAUGUUCAAUUGAACUAAAACUGAAAUAAAUUAAUAUUAAUGAA